Molecule: messenger RNA, 1227 nt
Organism: Pipistrellus kuhlii (Kuhl's pipistrelle)
Lineage: Eukaryota; Metazoa; Chordata; Mammalia; Chiroptera; Vespertilionidae
Gene: INCA1
Product: inhibitor of CDK, cyclin A1 interacting protein 1
Exons: 6
Coding region: 289-984 (231 amino acids)
Biological process (GO): negative regulation of cyclin-dependent protein serine/threonine kinase activity; negative regulation of cell population proliferation
Cellular component (GO): cytoplasm
Molecular function (GO): cyclin-dependent protein serine/threonine kinase inhibitor activity; cyclin binding
Source: RefSeq, a predicted model, not a curated record
GUCUGCAGGCCGAUGCUCCAUCCACUGAGCCAAACCGGCUAGUGCUUCUCCUUUACCUUUUACCACAUCCACGUUUCCUAGGCUCUCCAUCUUCAACCUGCAUAUUCAGCUAAUAGACAUGUCUGGCACCAGGAAUACCUUUAAAGCUCUCUUUCCUUUUCAGGACCCACUAUCCUCUUUCUAAUCUCUAGGUCUGCUACUGGUCUCAUCCCUACAGCCAUUUCCAUGAGUGAAUGACUCAUUUUUCAUUAUCCUCCUAGCCCUCAGUCCAGCCAGCCCAGUCCAGUCAUGCAGGUACAGGAAGAUGGAGACAACCUCAUCCCCUUUGCCAAGUGUUCCAGAGUGGUCAGCCGAUCUUCACCCCCAAGCUUGCCUUCCCAGAGCCUCAGACUGACACCCCAGCGUUAUGGAGACAUCUUCUGGGACAACCUUAGUCAAAGGCCCAGCUCCACCUGGAUGGAAGAACAGUGCACCCCACCCCUGCUGGGAGCCACUGGUUCUUCCCAGCCUGGCGUGUACGGCCCUGAGGGGCUCCCACCCCCUGAGCUGCUCUUCAGAAGAACGAGAAGGAGGUCCUAUUUGGCAGGAAUGCAGGGACGUGGGGGCAUCCCAGCCCGAGUAAGGGCUGUCACUUACCACCUGGAGGACCUAAGGAGGCGACAGCGAAUCAUCAAUGAACUAAAGAAGGCCCAGUGGAGCAGCUCUGGCGCUGCAGCCGAGCCCCCGGUGCCAGGCGAGGCGAGCUGUGGGCUCCCCAGCACCAGCGAGCGCCCUGAUCUGGAAGAGGAGGGGGCAGCCUUCCCACAGGAAGAACACGUCCUCCCUCCUGGCAGGGCCCAGCUGCUUUGGUCUCCCUGGAGUCCCCUGGUCCAGGAAGGAUCUUUCCUCUCCAGGCAGCUGAGCUCUCUGACCCCCUGCAGCGCUUUCAGAGCCAGUAGGAACCCCCUUUCCAGUACCUGGGGGAUGGAGCUGCCCGAGGAAUAAGGAAGAACCCUAAGGAAGGCUCCGCAGACUGAAGAGGCCCAUGGAUGGUAAAGAAACCAUCCUGCCUAUCCAACAAUGCUGGCGCUGCCUCAGGGACCCAAGCCGCCUCCUUGUCGCUGGAAUCACCCCCAAAGGCGUUUCCCCGUUUUUAGUCCUUAGCCUCUCCAGCUUCCCCUCCCAUCUCUGCACUGGGCACUAACAGCCCCCGGGCCCCCCCUCAGCCCCCCCCCCCCCCCAGCUCCC